UGUGCGAGUGUAAGGGAGAGGGCGCGCGCUCACACAAAGUUUGUGCCUGCGGGUGCGCCUACGACGGGCUCACCUGGCUCCGAGAGCCGCGGGCAGGCGGCCCGGGGGCGGCGAGAGCCCAGGCGGGCGGCGGCGGCGGCGGCAAUGCUUCGCGCCCCGCCGAGCCGGUUCCGCCGCGCUAGGUGAGCCCGCGCCAGGAGCGCGGGCCGCGGCCAUGGGCACCCUGGGCAAGGCGAGAGAGGCUCCGCGGAAACCUGCCCAUGGCUGCAGAGCUGCCCCUAAAGCAAGACUAGAGGCGAAGCCAGCCAGCAGCCCCUUCCCCUCCCAUCCCAGCCUGGCCCAGAUCACCCAGUUCCGAAUGAUGGUGUCUCUGGGACAUUUAGCCAAAGGAGCCAGCCUGGAUGAUCUCAUUGACAGCUGCAUUCAAUCUUUUGAUGCAGAUGGGAACCUGUGUCGAAGUAACCAACUGUUACAAGUCAUGCUGACCAUGCACCGAAUUAUCAUCUCCUCUGCUGAGCUACUCCAAAAAGUUAUCACCCUUUAUAAGGAUGCCUUGGCAAAGAAUUCACCAGGACUUUGUCUGAAGAUCUGCUAUUUUGUAAGAUAUUGGAUAACAGAAUUCUGGAUAAUGUUCAGAAUGGAUGCCAGCUUGACAAACACUAUGGAGGAGUUCCAGGAACUGGUGAAAGCUAAUGGUGAGGAGUUACACUGCCGCCUAAUUGACACAACUCAAAUCAAUGCCCGUGACUGGUCCAGGAAACUUACUCAAAGGAUAAAAUCGAACAGCAGCAAGAAACGGAAAGUCUCCCUGCUCUUUGACCAUCUGGAACCAGAAGAGCUGUCUGAGCACCUCACCUACCUUGAGUUCAAGUCCUUCCGAAGGAUAUCUUUCUCCGAUUAUCAGAAUUACCUUGUGAAUAGCUGUGUGAAGGAAAACCCCACCAUGGAGCGAUCCAUUGCCCUAUGCAAUGGCAUCUCUCAGUGGGUACAGCUGAUGGUUCUCAGCCGCCCCACCCCACAGCUCCGAGCAGAAGUCUUCAUCAAGUUUAUCCAGGUGGCUCAGAAACUCCAUCAACUACAGAACUUCAACACAUUGAUGGCUGUGAUAGGUGGGCUAUGUCACAGCUCAAUCUCCAGGCUCAAGGAGACAAGUUCGCAUGUCCCUCAUGAAAUCAAUAAGAUCCUGGGUGAGAUGACUGAGCUGCUGUCCUCAUGCAGAAACUAUGACAACUACCGGCGAGCCUAUGGGGAGUGCAGCCACUUCAAGAUCCCCAUCCUGGGGGUGCACCUCAAGGACCUCAUCUCCCUGUACGAAGCCAUGCCUGACUAUCUGGAGGAUGGGAAGGUGAACGUCCACAAGCUGCUGGCUCUUUACAAUCAUAUCAAUGAACUGGUCCAGCUGCAAGAAGUGGUACCGCCUUUGGAGGCCAACAAGGACUUGGUGCACCUGCUGACGUUAUCCCUGGAUCUUUACUACACUGAAGAUGAAAUCUAUGAACUUUCAUAUGCCCGGGAACCCAGGAAUCACAGAGCCCCACCUCUAACACCUUCAAAGCCACCUGUGGUAGUGGACUGGGCCUCUGGAGUAUCUCCCAAACCUGAUCCAAAGACCAUAAGCAAACACGUCCAGAGAAUGGUGGAUUCUGUCUUCAAGAACUAUGAUCAUGACCAGGAUGGAUACAUUUCUCAGGAAGAGUUUGAAAAGAUUGCUGCGAGUUUUCCAUUUUCCUUCUGUGUGAUGGACAAAGACAGGGAGGGCCUCAUCAGUAGGGACGAGAUCACGGCCUACUUCAUGAGAGCCAGCUCAAUCUACUCUAAGCUGGGUCUGGGCUUUCCUCACAACUUCCAAGAGACCACCUACUUGAAGCCCACUUUCUGUGACAACUGCGCUGGAUUUCUCUGGGGAGUCAUCAAACAAGGAUAUCGAUGUAAAGACUGUGGAAUGAACAGCCACAAACAAUGCAAAGAUUUGGUUGUGUUUGAGUGCAAGAAGCGAGCCAAGAACCCAGCAGUUCCCCCAGAGAACAGCACCUCUGUGGAGCCAACGCCCACUCUUUGCUCAGUGGGAGCCAAAGAUAUGCUUCAUGGACCUGAGGAAGGAGCAUUUACAUUCCCUAAUGGAGAGUCUAUAGAACACAGUGAGGAGAAUAAGGAUCGGACCAUCAUGCUGAUGGGAGUGUCCUCACAGAAGAUUUCUGUCCGGCUGAAGAGGACUGUCGCCCACAAGGCCACCCAGACUGAACCACUGCCUUGGAUUGGCAGUGAGGGCCCUUCUGGCCCCUUUGUACUGUCUUCCCCAAGGAAGACAACCCAGGAUACUCUUUACUUGCUUCCCAGUCCCACAUCUCCAUGCCCCAGCCCAGUCUUGGUUAGAAAGCGGGCUUUUGUCAAGUGGGAGAAUAAAGAAUCCCUGAUAAAAUCAAAGGAGGAGCUCCGUCAUCUGAAACUCCCAACCUACCAAGAGCUAGAACAGGAAAUAAAUACUCUGAAAGCAGAUAACAAUGCCCUAAAGAUCCAACUGAAAUAUGCACAGAAGAAAAUAGAGUCUCUUCAGCUUGAAAGAAGUAAUCAUGUCUUGGCUCAGAUGGAGCAGGGUGAUUGUUCUUAGCCCAGAAACUCAAGAAGCACCAUCUGUAGAAGAGUAUAUUGGAGACCUUGUUUCCUAAAACCUGAUUAACACAAAGACCUGGGGAACAUUAUGUUGACUCAUUUUUCAAAAGGUACUUGAAAAGGAAAAGCCAGUUACAUUUUUUUUACCUAAAAGAUUCCUAAUGUGCAGUUUUGCAUUGUUUCCUUUCAGUCAAUUGAAUCAAAAGGGGAAGAAAGCUGAAGAAUGCAAAACGUUUGCCAUUCAUAUCAUAAGCUUUUUUUUUUUUUUUUUGGGGGGGGGGACUUAUACUAAACGAAUGCUGAAAACAUAAUACAGUUUCCUAACAAGGAAGCUGCUCCUUACAUGCCCUGCCUGGCUGCUUCUUCCUUAGAAUUGGAAAAUGAAUUUGCUUCCUUUCCUGUUUUCUUGGGAUUUACUUGGUUCCAGCCAAAGCUUGUUUAUUAUGGGAAAAUACCCAUAACCCAAAAGUAGAUUUACUUCCUCUAUAUCCAGUAUUCUUUAUGAAUAUGGCCCCUAUUUUGCUACUUCAAAUCUAAUCAAUUACCCUCUUUUCCCUCCUUUCUCCAGUAUGCUCUUACAUACAUGAGGACAUCUACCUAAAAGCAAACUUCUAAAGAUAUAGCCAAAUUUUUAGGGGCCUAAUAAGCAACAUGGCAUUAUCCACGUGUAGGUCAACUCAUAGUUUUACUCUUGUAAUCAUCAUAAAAUAAGGAAACAAAUUAAUGCCUAUUAAUGGUUAUUACCAUCUCAUGCAUGAUUGGCUGAUAAGCUAGAUUAAACAUAAUGCAAACAUGAUGUUUGUCAUCAUAUAUUCUACAGUGGAUAGAAUUAGGAAUUUACAGCUUUUUUUAAACAGUCUGUGAAGAGUAAUUAACUCUAUGUUCCAUCCUUAUCUUUUUUUGAAGUAAACUACUUUUAAAGUUCUCUUUUUGAACUGAAUUUGUGCUUAAACUGUCUUCACUAUUCAUACUAUUUAGAAAUAAGCUAAGUGGCUUAGUGGCUUCAAUAAAAGCUGUCAACUUGUACAUAUGUAUAUAGUAUGUAAAGACCAUCAGACAUGCAUGUGGCUUGGAAUUUUGUUUCCUCCUUAAAAUGCAGAAGUGAGUUAAACAACUUUUAGUCAUUUACAUAAAUCCAGAAAUAUAAAGUUCCGUUUGUUACAAGACGAAGAUACUGUUCACAAUGUAAAUUGUAUUGUCUGGCAAAAUUACAAGUUAACAGUCCUGUAAAUUUCCUAUUAAUCAAGGUUAAUAUAAAUGGGUUCAUCUAGUUGUCUAUGCAACUGUUCAAAAACUCCUUUGUCAGCCUCUUCUCAUUUCUCUAAAAAUAUCACUAUCUUUUUCAUGCUUGAAAAGCCUGAUAGCAGGCUGACUUGAAAUUCAUUACACAAGUCGAUGAACUGCCAAGAAUGUAACAUUACCAACUAAAAAUUCCAAAGCUAAAACCAACAGCACCAGAUCUUAAUACAAAUUAUAUAUACAAUGUGGCUUACCUGAAGAAUUCAGACCAUUUAAGACAUUUCUUUUGGUGAAAAAUCAGUGCCUAUUUAUAUAUCUACUUAUACAGUAUAUUGCAGUGAGUUUUAGUGACAUAAAACUAGCUUUUAGUUUCAAGUAUGUCUUUCAAGUAUUUCAUUAAAUUUUAAAAAUUUGCUUUAUAUACAAAUUUACCCUUUUCUAAAUCCAAAUUCUGAAAUCCCCAGAUCAGGGCUGUUCAAGUCCACCAGCAGGUACAUAAACUUAUAAAAGCACCUUGCUUCUUACUUUAUGUGGAAAAUUGAAAGGCUUUGGCAUUUCUUAUUUACUAUCACUAUAGGGCAAGAAAGAACAACAAACUUUAUGACAAACUUUAAAAUUCACAACUUGUCACUAUUAUUUCUUUCCUGUGACACAGACUAAAGAGGGUACAGCUCAAUUUCUUUAAAUAUAGAAACAUAAUCCAAUUAAAAUUUUUCAUUCUUCCUACCUUCCAUCCAAAACAUAGACCCCAGAUUAGAUUUAUAUAAAUAACCUGUAAUCUCUAGGAACAGAAAAGCUCACACUCCCCUUGAUUUUUCAGAUUAACAGAGGGUCUCAAGUAUAACAGAAUUUAUCAUUAAAUGCAUGGGAGGCAGUAAAUUCAGCACAGGUUUUUACAGUCCAGCAUGCGCUAAAGACCUAUAGUGUGGAAGAUGGUAUUAUUUGUACUGAGCUGCAUAGUUAGUGGAAUCUACAAACAUAAUCUGAAACAAGUUUUUGGUUUAUCAAGGCUAGGAUGCAAAUUUCUGGGUCUCAUACUGACUUGAAAUGUUUUGGCAGGUAAAUGUAUUUAAAGAUACAUUUAUCUGCCAAAACAAGGACAAAUUUUGAUUUAUUAAGAGCAGUGUCACUUCUCAUUUUCUUGGGUAAUUGACUUGCCUUUUUCCUGAUUAUAUGUGAAUAACUGUCUAAAAAUGUAUAAUGUAUAAGAACUCCAAGAAAAGAAACAAAUGUACAGAUUGUAAAGUGUUUUUUUGAUACCUAUGUAAGUUUUCUUUGUGUAAUAUUUAUAUGAUAAAAGACAUUAGGAUCCCUACAA
This is a messenger RNA of Choloepus didactylus (southern two-toed sloth), 5167 nucleotides long. RefSeq names its product RAS guanyl releasing protein 1 (gene RASGRP1). The record is from RefSeq and is a predicted model, not a curated record. The transcript is spliced from 17 exons. Gene Ontology annotation, biological process: Ras protein signal transduction; positive regulation of GTPase activity. Gene Ontology annotation, molecular function: guanyl-nucleotide exchange factor activity; calcium ion binding. The coding region runs from base 215 to 2608 and encodes 797 amino acids. Gene Ontology annotation, cellular component: plasma membrane. Lineage: Eukaryota; Metazoa; Chordata; Mammalia; Pilosa; Megalonychidae.